GGUCCGGGGGCGCAAGUCUGCAGGCAGUGGAGUAUUACGUAAGCAGGUGUGCAGUCGACAUCCAGCACACUCGAUUCUGCUAGUCUGCACUUCUGGGGGUACCAUACUCAUCAAGCUGAGGAGAGACAAGCAGUACAAGUCUUCUGAGAUUGACUGCAGGGUCCCAGAGAUUUAGCGACCAUGGAGAACGAACAUUGCGGCAGCGCGAACGUGCCACGGCAAGAUUUGUCAGAGCAAAGAAGUGGGUCGAGGUUGAGCCAUCCGUCUGCGGUUCGGCUUUUCUGUCCGUCCGACGGCAGAUUAGGCUAAAGCAGCAACGCAAUUUGCUGCCCGCCCGUAGUUUAUUCUUCACAUUCAAUGCCGCAUAUACACACUCACUAUCGAAGCUCCCCCUAUACAAAUUCCCAUCCAAGAUCUCCGCUACAUGACCGAGCUCAAUCUCGUAUUGAUUGGCACUGGCACAGCCUGGGACAUCACGCUGUCUAGCUCCCGAAAGGGCAUCCAGCUGUCUGUCGCCAUAAAGCCGAAGACAAACGCCCCCUCUGCCAUCAUGAGCUCAGUUCAGGCUGUGAACGAGUCUCAGCCCGUCAGCUCUGUGCUACUCGUUCCGCCCCACUUGGCGGCCUCUUCUGGGAUUUCAACCAUCGUGCGAAGCUCAGUCGAAAUCACCCAUGAGGCUCAGUAUGUCCCCGAUCAGCAAGCUCAUCCCGAUCAGACCUGCCCCAGUGUAGUCACAACUACCACUGCUACUGCAUCCUCAGAGGCCACUGCCUCUUUCGACGUACCUCAGCCAGUGUCGACUAGCGUCAGACCCCGAGGCGAAAUGUCUCCCUUGAGACUCCCGGACGAAAGCAUCUUGUAUCCACUUGGUCCAGCCGUAAUCACUGGUAGCUCAAAGUCUCGAGAGACGGGUGCUUCUCCUGCCAAGCCUGUAGGCAAACGUGGAGGAUCUCGACCAGUCCCUGACGCCAACCCACCUGGAUCAUCGAGCGCAGCGAUGCAGGCGAGCGAAGCUCCUACGGUUGUUGACCGUAGCCCGAAGAACAGUCGAAAAAGACCAGAGGACAAGAUCUCCUGUGAGGAAGUACUUCAUCCCUUGCAGAAGCGAUCUGUACGACGACGGCGAGAGUAAGCUUGCCUUGCUUGAACUUUCGAGGACGGAAAGUGCUUGCGUUGCCCCAGGGUUUGUGUAGUGAUCACUCCACCCUUCUGAAUAUUGCGGGCGCUGUUGUGCGCCCAAAACCCUCCCAUGUUCCCUUCCCUUUUUAUCCUUGAGACCCAUGUACGGCGAACCAAAGAGAACAGAAACAAAUGAAAAAUGUAAGAAAAUUGGUAAAAGAAAUCGAUAGCAAU
Molecule: messenger RNA, 1353 nt
Organism: Microstroma glucosiphilum
Lineage: Eukaryota; Fungi; Basidiomycota; Exobasidiomycetes; Microstromatales; Microstromataceae
Exons: 1
Coding region: 425-1132 (235 amino acids)
Source: RefSeq, a predicted model, not a curated record